This is a messenger RNA of Bolinopsis microptera, 1560 nucleotides long. RefSeq lists its product as uncharacterized. Gene Ontology annotation, molecular function: protein binding. The record is from RefSeq and is a predicted model, not a curated record. The transcript is spliced from 12 exons. The coding region runs from base 1 to 1560 and encodes 519 amino acids. NCBI's taxonomy places the organism in Eukaryota, Metazoa, Ctenophora, Tentaculata, Lobata, Bolinopsidae. Gene Ontology annotation, biological process: vacuolar acidification. Gene Ontology annotation, cellular component: RAVE complex.
AUGAUCUACGAUUCAGAUGCAGAGUACCCCGAAGCUUGGAGUUGUUUCAAGAAAGCGCUGGAGCUGGUAAACGACAGAAGCAAGAAAGCUAGAUGCUGCCCACACGUGUCAGCACUGUUUGUAGGAUUACAAUGCAGGUGGAAGAGAUAUGUAAGGAGAAGAUGCUCUGUUAAAUAUGAGAUGCAGCAGGUGUAUCAGGGGCGCCUAACAACGGGCAACUCUACAGUAGCGCAACUGGCUCCUGCAUGGAUAGGAUACACGGUGUACUGUACAGGGUGUGAUAUUGUUGUACUAGACGAUGCGUUUCACAGAGUACAGCUUAUAAGCAACAUUAGCGGCUGCAGAUCUCAGAUAACAGCUAUCACACUGUGUCCGCUAUCUGGCAGGAUCGGUGCUGUUUCGUCCCAUUCAGUGUACAUUCUAUCAGCUCAGUCUUCAGUAGAUGAUGAUGAAUACCCCUACACGUGGAGUGUAUCGUACACACUAUCUAUAGGGUCACGUGUAGCGUGUGCUACAUUCAAUAACGAUGGAAGUGAGCUUAUAGUGACGGGCACUGAGCUUCUUAUCUACAGAACUGCAGAUUGGAAGUGCGCCUGGAGUACCCAUUUGACAGAAGAAACCAGCCAAGUAACUGUUUCUCCAGACGGCAGAUUCUUUACAACCCUGUCCCGGAACUCUAAAGUUAUAAAACUAUGGAAGAAGAUGAAAGGAGGCAAGGAUUACAGGAGUGAACUGAUUCUGCAUCCUGACGUUGUUAUCGGAGCUUGUUGGCGGGCUGUCUCUCCUGAGCUCCCUGUUGACUCAGUGAGACAAGUCCUCUUGACAUCCUGUCACGACUGUAUCGGGAGGAUCUGGCUGGAGGCUCCAAGUGUUCAUCCCUCUAUUUCUGCUAGACAUUCUAUUACCAAGUCAUUCGUGCUAGGCACUGUGUUGGACCCAUUAAAGGAGUCAACUGAAAAGAAGAUUGAAGGAUCUCCCUACAUAUUCCAAUGGUUCAACAACAAAGCGCAUUCUUACAGUGUUUGUUUGGAGAACGCCCGGCUGAAAGGGGAGCUGAUGCUCUCUGAAGGAUUGUCCGUCAGUUCCUACGAUAUUGCAGAGGAGGAGGACUUUGUUGUGUCUGACACUGACCAGCCUAAUGUGCCGAUAAAGAAGGAGAUGUUGGAGCUGAAGAUGGGAAAAGUCAAGGACAUGAGAGAAUACCAAUACACUGAGUCUCAACUUCUCAAAUACUGGUACAAGAGUUUCGACAUGGUUGUUUGCGUGAGCCCUGCUACCGGCUCCUUUAUGGGGUGGAGAGUUGAGAAGAUUGAUGUGGCUUACCCUUUUCAGGCGCUCACUACUAGAUUCGUCCUUAAACUGCCUUGGUCCCUAUCAUACGCCGACGCAAGACAGCUGAAACCCUCCUUCUGUAUCUUCAACACUAGGAAGAUAUACUCGAACUGUCACAAGGACCGGCCAGUGCUCAGGAAUGCAAAUCAUCACUCUAAACGAACGUCGACAGUCACUGUUCCUGAUCUAGUAAGUUAUAGUCUCUGUUUCUUCAAGCUCAUUGUAUAA